AUGGCUGGCUUUAUCUGGCCUGGUGCCAGUCCAAGCAACGCUCCGACUGCCUCUGCCUCGUUGGCUAUAGGCUCGUCCUCUACAACAUCUACAGCAACUUCAACAGCAUCAGACGAAGGCGCAUUCUUCUCUCCUGGCGUCUCCGCCCCUGUCACACCCACCUCGACCGCACUAGAUUCUGGUACCUUUUACUCAUCAUCCAUUUCUGUAUCGACUUCCACUGCAUCAGAUGAGGGCACAUUCUUUUCUUCAGACAUCCUGGCAUCUGCUACUAGUCCUACGGUAGUUACCUCGACUGCACUAGACUCCGGUGUCUUCUACUCAUCUGAUGUCUUUACCUUGACUUCAACGGCAUCAGAUAACGGAGCAUUCUUUUCCUCCGAUACUCCUACAUCCACUGUUGAUUCGCACCCCGGUAUCCAUUGUCUCCCAACCGCACACCUCGACAACCCUCUGAACCCUAAUGUGGCACCGCCGAUUGAUGCUGUGCCAUCAUUCGUUAACUACAGCACACCACCAAUUGCAUCACUUGAAGUUGCCGGGCUUGCUUUCGACCGUGGAACACCAUUUGAAAUGCCCAAUCUUACGUCUUCAGGAAAAGACAUGCCUACAAGGUUAUCAUCGGUUUUGACAAAGCGGGCCGUUCCCAGGAUCGCGAGUAACCCAGGUUCGAUUCUCGGCGCUGUGGUAAUCGUUCUGGGUAUCGUUCUUGCGUUGUUCUUGUCAGUCAAGUACUGUUUGCGCAGAAGUUCCGGGCUCCACGACUUGGAAAAGGGAAAUUACCCGUACACCCGCGGUCGUCGUCGCUACCGGGAUGGUUCACCUUCAGUCACUCGUCCUGAUGACAUUCCAAUCUCCGAGGGCUAUGGCAUGGAUCCCGUCGAUCUUGCUCGCGCUCAGAAUUGGCAGGACGGUUUCUCUGAGAAAGGUGUGCAUAUUACCCGAGACUGUGUAGAUCGAGCCAUUAGCGCUGACAACUUUCAGUCGAUUCCCAUCUCCGGAGGCGGUAACGGUGGCACGUAUGUAUCUCCGCAGCUUCCCAGCUCCAUUCCAACACGCAAGCUGGUACCUAAACCCCGUCCUGUAACCCAGCUGCCGGUGCCCUCAUCCGACUCGCGCCCUCUAGAUAUAAUUGAUCAGCCAGUCUCCCCGUUGAGUUCGGACGAUGGACAGAUUGAUCACAAUCUCGGACUUUCAACCACCUUUGUAUCCAAAGAACUCCAUCACAACAACAUGCCACCAUUCUACCCCUACAUUCCCAGCGCCGUCGCGCCCACGCCAACCCACGACUGCAACUGCGCGCCUUCUAUGUCUCCCGUCUCUUUGCUUACGUCGAAGGUCACAUCGCCAGUAGACUCCGUCCCAACAUCCUUCUCGACAUUAGUGUCCUCACACACUAUUGAGGACAUCUUGCACCGAAUCUCCGCGGCAGAUACCCCUGCUCAACCUACCUCAACACUUGAUUUGGUUAUGAAAGCAGAAGCCCCCGGAUCUGAUGGUGGCGGUAUAUCGACUGGUGCUACUAUCGCCAUCAUCAUUGGUGGGCUCGUCUUGCUGUUCGGUAUCGCUCUCGUUGUGGUGAAGGUGCUUCGUUAUUGA
This is a messenger RNA of Alternaria burnsii, 1599 nucleotides long. RefSeq lists its product as uncharacterized. Lineage: Eukaryota; Fungi; Ascomycota; Dothideomycetes; Pleosporales; Pleosporaceae. The transcript is spliced from 2 exons. The record is from RefSeq and is a predicted model, not a curated record. The coding region runs from base 1 to 1599 and encodes 532 amino acids.